UCCACCAUCCCCACCAAGCAGACGCAGAUCUUCACCACCUACUCGGACAACCAGCCCGGGGUGCUGAUCCAGGUGUACGAGGGCGAGAGGGCCAUGACAAGGGACAACAACCUGCUGGGGCGCUUCGAGCUGAGUGGCAUCCCACCUGCCCCCAGGGGCGUGCCCCAGAUCGAGGUGACCUUUGAUAUCGACGCCAAUGGCAUCCUGAACGUCACGGCCACGGACAAGAGCACCGGCAAGGCCAACAAGAUC
Pteropus alecto (black flying fox) is the source of this 252-nucleotide messenger RNA. RefSeq names its product heat shock 70 kDa protein-like. Gene Ontology annotation, biological process: cellular response to unfolded protein; protein refolding; regulation of mitotic spindle assembly. NCBI's taxonomy places the organism in Eukaryota, Metazoa, Chordata, Mammalia, Chiroptera, Pteropodidae. Gene Ontology annotation, cellular component: cytoplasm; blood microparticle; vesicle. The transcript has a single exon. The annotation marks the transcript as partial. The record is from RefSeq and is a predicted model, not a curated record. Gene Ontology annotation, molecular function: ubiquitin protein ligase binding; misfolded protein binding; ATP binding.